Gadus morhua (Atlantic cod) is the source of this 4906-nucleotide messenger RNA. Its product is annotated as atrial natriuretic peptide receptor 2. Gene Ontology annotation, molecular function: adenylate cyclase activity; protein kinase activity; guanylate cyclase activity. Lineage: Eukaryota; Metazoa; Chordata; Actinopteri; Gadiformes; Gadidae. The transcript is spliced from 23 exons. Gene Ontology annotation, cellular component: plasma membrane. The coding region runs from base 80 to 2602 and encodes 840 amino acids. Gene Ontology annotation, biological process: cGMP biosynthetic process; receptor guanylyl cyclase signaling pathway; intracellular signal transduction. The record is from RefSeq and is a predicted model, not a curated record.
AACACACUCACACUUUUGAGAUACACCGUCGUACAGUCAAGUUGGAGCUCAGUUCCUGCUAGUAACGCCAUUGUCCCUGAUGGCUCUGUGGACAAUCUCCCUCCUCGCUCUCUUUCUGGGAGUUCAUGGCUGGCAUGACCUGGAUAACAGAGAGUUUGACUGCUGGCCAAUGGACAACCCAAAUGAUUUCAACAUGAUCAGCUGCCAAGGCCUUGAGAUGGCCUGGGUGUUGCGUCCCCCAGAGAAGGUGUUCAACGGAGAGGAGUUUAACGUCACGUACACGGUGACUGCCUCGGAUUCCUUCUACGAAUACGCAGCCAAGAACCAGAUUUUCCACUUCAGUGAAGUGUCGGAGGUGAGGCAGUUCUGCGAUCACCAUGAAUGUCCUUCCAACUGGAACAACGCCAACGAGAUUAACUGCUGCGUGUACCACGCCAACAUCCACUCCUGUCCCCUGGGACUUAUGAAACAAGGAGGAAUCUGUGGCCCGUGGAUCCCUGACGACGGUAAAAUAGUGACCCACACCGUAUCCAAAGCUGGCAAGAUGUCCCAGAAAAUCUGGACUUCAAAGGUGGUCUUGAUCCACAUGGGAGUCACCUCAGUGAUCGCUCAUAUCAAAAUAGGGAAGAUGCACGCAGCGCUGGAGUCCAAAGUCAUGGUGGUCAGCGCCCAAGUGUGUGGGGACGACGUGUGUGAGCUGGAAGAGACGUGUCUGAACUGCCCUGCAGACUGUGGCGUCUGCCCCAUGUCCCUGACCAUCAAGAUGGCCAUCGGCCUGCCGCUCGCACUCUUCUGCUGCGGCUUCAUUCUCACUGUAGUGUGGCUUUGGUACCAGAAACAAAAAAUGUUUUGGGACGAGAGCUGGAUCAUCAACUACAAGAACAUCAUGUUUGGUAAAGUGUGUUACAUGGGCUUCUGCAGUACCACAAGCCUCCAGCAGGGGAAGAGUAACUCCAGCAUGAGCCGCAACACCGAUACGACGGUGUGCACCGUGGUCAACACCUGCUUCCAGCCCGGCUUCAUCCAACCGGGCAUCUAUGAUGGACGGACGGUGGCGGUGAAACACAUCCAGAAGAAACAUUUCACAUUGUCCAAGACCAUCAGGAAGGAGGUGAAGGAAGUCCGGGAACUGGACCACCCAAAUCUGUCCAAAUUCAUCGGGGGCUCGAUCGAGGUGCCCUACAUCAGCAUCAUCACAGACUACUGCCCUAAGGGAAGCCUGUCUGACGUCCUUCUGAAUGGGGACAUCCCUAUCAACUGGGGCUUCAGGCUCUCGUUCGCGACUGACAUCGCCCGCGGCAUGGCCUACCUGCACCAGCACAAGGUGUUCCACGGGCGCCUGCACUCCAGGAAUUGUGUCAUCGAUGAUCGCUGGGUGUGCAAAAUCUCAGACUAUGGCCUCACAGCCUUCAGGAAGGAGGACUUUGAGGGAGUGAGCUCUGGCUUCCCCUGUGGGGACGUCAACCAUCUGUACUGCGCUCCAGAGGUGCUGCUGGGAAACAGCACCAACGCCACUGCGGUAGCAGACGUCUACAGCUACUCUAUGAUCCUCGUUGAGAUAGCGACACGCUCUGACCUCAUCUCAGAGCAGGAGCAGGGCGAGGGGGGGAAGAUGGACAUCAUGUGGCGCCCCCCGCUGCCCGAGCUGAAGGCCGGCAAGGCGGACACGGACUGCCCCAACAGAGAGGACUACUGCGAGCUCAUCAAGAAGUGCUGGUCCGAUAACCUCACCUUGAGGCCCACAUUUGAGCAGGUGAAGAAGAUGCUGGACAAGAUGAACCCCCACAAAGUCAGCCCCGUCGACAUGAUGAUGAAUCUGAUGGAGAAGUACAGCAAGCAUCUGGAGGCUAUAGUGGCAGAGAGAACUCAGGAUCUCCUUCAAGAGAAGCAGAAGACAGACCGCUUGCUAUACAGCAUGUUACCAAAGCCAGUGGCCGAUGACCUCCGGCAGGGCAGGACCGCAGAGGCUCAGAGUUACUCCAAAGCUACCGUUUAUUUCAGUGACAUCGUCGGGUUCACCCAGCUGUCUGGCGCCAGCACGCCACACCAGGUGGUGGACUUCCUCAACCAGCUCUACACCACCUUCGAUGACAUCAUUGACAACUACGACGUCUACAAAGUGGAGACCAUCGGUGACGCUUACAUGGUGGUCUCCGGGGUGCCGAACGAAAACGGCAUCAACCACGCGGGCGAGAUAGCGAGCAUGGCUCUGGAUCUGGUCAACGUCUGCCACGCCUUCAAGAUCCCGCACAAGCCCACCACCCAGCUAAGGAUACGAGCCGGCAUACACUCAGGACCUGUUGUGGCUGGUGUGGUUGGCACCAAAAUGCCCCGCUACUGCCUGUUUGGAGACACAGUGAACACGGCCUCACGCAUGGAGUCUACCAGCGAGGCUCUAAAGAUCCAGGUGAGUGGCACCACAGCUGACCUUCUGCACACCCUGGGUGGUUACGUUCUGAUGUGCAGGGGCCCGCUCGUCGUCAAGGGUAAAGGGGAGAUGACGACUUGGUGGCUCCAAUCAAGAACAAACGAGCCCAAAGACGUCCUGCUCAGAGGCUCCAACACUGAACUGCAAGAGGUCCCGGUGCCAGUUAGCAACUAGCUUGCUGGCCUAGCAUAACACAUACACAACAGGGACUUACAUGUUAGAUAUUUUGUGUAACGUACGGCCAAUUCAUGUAACAAAUAUCAGAUUUUCUUUCGUAACAUUUGUGUUCAAAUCGAUUAUUUUGUUUCAGACCAAUGAAUUACCAUGUAGCGAACGUGGACCAUGUAGCCUCAGUGGCGGAUCUAGACGAUUUGACAUGGUGUGGCAAGAGGUCUGGCAGGGGGGCAUGGGACCGCAGUAGGUGGGAAGAAUCCCAAUACGUAAAAUGGCUUUUACAAUAACAAGAACACGAAAAUACAUACGUACAUAAAUACAUACAUUUUCAACUAUUUAUUGUUACAGUAUAUCAUGCCAUAACACAUACAGACUUCCCAAGUUUGUAAAUGCACAACAGGAACAAACCCAUUGUUAUAACAAAACUGUGCGUCUCUUGAAAGUAGAAGUAGCCUAUUAAUAGCAACAUUUAAAUAUGAAAUAUAUGAAACGUACAAUAAUUUCCUGUGGAGUAUAAGUCUGAAACCGAGGCCGUGGUUAAGUAUUUGAGGGGCAGGGACCUAAGAUUACAUUUCCAAUAGAGCGAAACAGUGACCGCCCCCUUUUGAACAGCUCUGCUUCCGGAAGUAAAUUUCCCAUUCAUUUUCUCUAUUGACUUUUCAGAAAAUCGUCAUAUCAAGAGUUUGAAGCCUAACCAAUCAUCUCUCAGGUUAGGCGUGACCAUAAUACAACUGAUUCGGGGCAAAAAAAAGAGAAAAAUGGAAAAAAAGGCAAAGGUACAAGACUGUGUACAUUAUUCCAACCGAAUAGUUUAGCGCGUUUCUUGCAUCUUAUAACUUUUGUCAUUACUAUAGUGUUUAUACUGUUAAUAAAAUUGUUGUCCUAUAUAUAUUGUGUGUGUGUAUGAUAGUGUUUUCUAUAGUUUCUAUAGUGUUAUAUAGUGGAAAGUUCCAUCGUUUCUAACUAAAAUCACUGCUCCCACGAGUCACGACUAUCAAUGCAUGUCCUACCAAUGGUUAUAUAAGGUAAUAACGUACUUGUUCUUAAUACUGUACAUGUGAAUUCAGUAUCGUAUUCAUUCCACAUACACACACAAACACACACACACACACACACACACACACACACACACACACACACACACACACACACACACACACACACACACACACACACACACACUAUAUUGCAGAGUUUACCGUAAGCACUUUAUUUCUGCAUUACAUACCAUAUUUUUAUUUUUAUUUAAUUGGAUACAAUAUCUUAUGUAAUUAUUUACAAAUCAAUGUUGGUUGGGUAGUUAAUCAUGUAAGAAAUUCUAAAUGUAACUGUCAUUAACUGAAUAUAGACAAUUGCAACCACAAAGAAUGUUAUUUUUUUCAUGCAUAAAUGCUCGCUCAUGUUAAUUUUGAAAUAGGAUCAGACAUGUGUCCAUAGCUCGUGAAAGAAACUUUUUGUUUUAGCUAUUCUGUAGCGUCAUGUGUAUGUCACCUUCUAAUACAAUUUGACCUUAUUUUUUCAAUCAAUCAUCUGAGUGAGGGAAAAGUGUUUGAGGAUUGGAAAUUGUUGUUAAGGCCCCAAAUGUAGCGGAUAGUGAAGAGAGUUACAGCCUGGUUGCUCCUCUUACCUUCAUGAGGAAACUACAGGAACCGUGAAUUAUUUUCUCUCUCUAAAUAACUGAAGCCAGUCACGGUGGAGGUUGCCUUGGAAUACAUGUCAUGCAAUUUGAUAGAAAUAAUUUGCGAAUACUUUGAAAUAAGUAUAUUUAGUCAUCUUUUGCAACUAAAAAAUCAUUGAAUGAUGAAAAACCAGGUAGUGGAUACAGGCAUCAUAUAUCAUCCACCACCAUGUUUAAUCUGCUGUUACUUCCAGACAGCAUAAGGAGGUAGGUAAUAACUCAUCUAUGGGCAACAGGGAAUGAGGCUAUUUAUAAGGAAACUUUAUCACUCCACCCACUCCAGCCCAUCCAAUAGCUCCCCAACAUCCGAGCACACCAUGUUACUGCAGUCGUGAUAAGCGUUCAAUGAAUGGCAGACAUACUGUACAUCAACAACGUUGACAGGCAUUUAACUGCUUCUUAGGUCAGGUUGGGUUUCAUCGUAUCCAAGACUGCGAUUGCAAUUUUGUCCAAUGUGCUUAUUGUUCCACUUUUUACGUCAUCAUUCUUGGAAUAGCAUCUAUCUGGCCUACAUAAAGCAAGGCAUGGAUUUAAAUGGGGGUACCGACUCAGAUGUUGUUGACAGUCAACACUGAGGAAUGCGUUUUGUACUGGGUAACAAAGGGCUGAAUUAAAAAGCACCUGGA